CCCUCUCGAUGAUGUCAUCAGUUGUAACACACACACAGUGGGCACAUCAGACUCAGGUCAAGGCUAUUCCUGCUCUUUCAACGUGCCAGAUCUAUCAUUAUGCGUGAGAUUGUUCAUCUACAGAUCGGACAGUGUGGGAAUCAGAUCGGCUCAAAGUUCUGGGAGGUGAUCAGUGAUGAACAUGGUAUUAACAGAGAAGGAGUGUAUGAGGGUGACAUGGACCUUCAGCUGGAGAGGGUCAAUGUUUACUUCAAUGAAGCACAUGGUGGUAAGUAUGUUCCAAGAGCCUUGUUAGUGGACCUGGAGCCGGGCACUAUGGACAGCGUGAGGGGCAGUCACAUAGGACAGCUCUUCAGACCGGAUAAUUUUAUACAUGGCAAUUCCGGAGCAGGCAAUAACUGGGCCAAAGGUCACUAUACUGAGGGCGCAGAACUCGUGGAGCAGGUUGUGGAUCGUGCUCGUAAUGAAGCCGAGGGCUGUGACUGCAUGCAGGGCUUCCAGUUCGUCCACUCUCUGGGCGGUGGCACUGGUUCGGGAAUGGGCACCCUGAUUAUCAAUAAGAUCCGAGAAGAGUAUCCUGACCGCAUUAUGAAUAGUUUCAGUGUAAUGCCCUCACCGAAGGUCUCCGAUACAGUAGUCGAGCCGUAUAACGCGACCCUAUCAAUCCACCAACUGAUUGAGAAUACAGAUGAGACGUUUUGUAUUGAUAAUGAAGCGCUGUAUGAUAUCUGCUUUCGCACUCUUAAGCUCACAACGCCAACUUAUGGAGAUCUCAACCACUUGGUAUCCCUCACAAUGAGCGGGGUCACGACCUCCCUUCGCUUCCCAGGUCAACUGAACGCUGACCUUCGGAAGCUGGCCGUCAAUAUGGUGCCCUUCCCACGCCUCCAUUUCUUCAUGCCAGGUUUUGCACCUCUCACUCCACGCGGUAGCCAACAAUACCGGGCCGUAACAGUGCCCGAGCUCACCCAGCAGAUGUUCGACGCCCGAAACAUGAUGACAGCGUGCGACCCACGUCGAGGACGCUAUCUGACAGUGGCGGGCGUUUUCCGCGGUCGCAUGUCCACUAAAGAGGUUGACGAGCAAAUGCUAGCCAUUCAGCAGAAGAACAGCAAUUACUUCGUAGACUGGAUCCCUCACAACGUCAAAGUGGCUGUUUGCGACAUCCCACCACGAGGCCUCAAAAUGGCCUCCACCUUCAUCGGAAACAACACUGCCAUCCAGGAGAUAUUCAAGCGUAUCGGAGAGCAGUUCGUGCUCAUGUUUCGACGCAAGGCCUUCCUGCACUGGUACACGGGGGAGGGCAUGGAUGAGCUGGAGUUCACUGAGGCCGAGAGCAACCUGAAUGAUUUGGUGUCCGAAUACCAGCAAUAUCAGGAUACCACCGCCGAUAUGGAUUAUGAUGCAGAAGAUGAAGAGGCAGAAGAGGAGGCUCUGUCAUCAACAGCACGCAGCACUCGAGUGGAGAUUGAGACUGAGGUGUUCACUGAAGUUUCUGUCACCGAAUGACUUGUGGGCUUUAGUGAAUAUGGCAAGAGUGGAUCUGAUUGUGUGAAGAGUGAGAAUAUUCAGUGGCCCCAAAAUAUUUAACACUUAAAAUACAGUUAAAACUUAUAUAUUUGAGUUAUACUGCAUUAGAAAAAAAUGUUUGGCUUGAAAGGUGUGCUUUUUUUAUGUAAUUUAAUGACAAUGUGCCUUAAGAGUUUAUAUACUAUUUGGAGCCACUAUUCAUAGCAAACUGUGAAAUAUUUCUGACCUCCAGGAGAAAAUGAUGAAUUACAUAAAUACAUAAUAAUAGGAUAUGUUCAAAAUUCAAACAUAAUUUUCUAAUCUGUCCAAUUAUAUAUAUUUUCAAAUGUUUGGGGUCAAUAUGUUUUUAAAAAGAGUCUCACCAAGGCUGCAUUUAUUUAAUUAAAAUACAGUAAAACAGUAAUAUUGUGAAUAUUAUUUAUAGUAUACAUUAUGAAAUGAUUUUAUUGCUAUAAAGAAAAUUGUUUCUUAUUAUCAAUGCUGAAAACAGCUUUCAGGAUUUGAUGAAUAGAAAGUUUAAAAGAACAGCAUUUAUUUGAAUGUAUAAAUAUUUUAUAAAUUGAAUGUAUCCUUAUAAAGUAAAAGUAUUCAUUCCUUUAAAGAAACAAUCUCACUGACCCCAAACGUUUGAACGGUAGUGUAUAGUUUAUUGUAAAGCUUAAUUUAUAUAAAGACAGGAAAAAUCUAUAUUGAUGUGUAACAUCACUGGAGCAAAACAAUUUCUAUAUGCUAUGUAAUAAUGGAUAUCUAUAGAUGUCUUGAGAAAAAAAACAGCGGGAAACAGAUAUUCCAAAAAAAAAAAAUAAACAUUCUGUGUGGUGUACUAGUCCUAUAUAGAGGCUUAAAUUCUUCUGUCAUUACUUGUUGUAAAUAAUGAAUUUUGUUAAUUUUGCUUAUCCUUUAAAAGCAUAAGAUGCUUAAUUAUUUUACCAAUAUAAACUGCAACUAUUUCAUUAUAAUGUGAUGUAUCUGCAUUGUGCUUGAGCAUUUACAGUGCAAAAAACCUUCAAGUAUUUACAAUGUAUGUAAUGCAACCAUCAGUUUUCUUGCAAAAUGUAUUAAAAUUAAAAUCUAUUCAUCUUAAAUCAUCA
This is a messenger RNA of Carassius auratus (goldfish), 2621 nucleotides long. RefSeq names its product tubulin beta chain-like. Gene Ontology annotation, molecular function: GTPase activity; GTP binding; structural constituent of cytoskeleton. The record is from RefSeq and is a predicted model, not a curated record. Gene Ontology annotation, biological process: microtubule-based process. The transcript has 4 exons. Gene Ontology annotation, cellular component: microtubule. Bases 100 to 1509 code for a protein of 469 amino acids. Lineage: Eukaryota; Metazoa; Chordata; Actinopteri; Cypriniformes; Cyprinidae.